AUGUGUCUACAAAAACAACUACAUGAAAUCUAUUAUAUGCAACAAGACAUGAAUCCAAUAACAUCUUUGGUAUAUUAUGAUGGUCAUUGGAAUGAAAAUAAUGUGUAUGAGGAUUUCAAAAUGCUUGGAGUGUUAAUACCAUUAGAUUGCUCAUUUACAACACUAAUGAAUAUCUUGUCUACAGAGUUGUCUACCAUUUUGUCAACAGAAAAUGCAACAAUUAAGUACCAGAUUGCAGAAACAUUGCCUCCAUUGAAGAUCAAUAACACAUCAACAUUGUCUAUAGAUGAACCUCAAGAACUACCAAAUUUCAUUCAAUUGGCAAAUCAAAUUACAGAUUUGAUUUUGGAGAAGGGACAACAUGAAUCAAUUCCUGAACACAUCGGAACAGAAACUACAGUUAUAACUCAUGCGAUUUAUGAUGGAAUAAGAGAAAAACAGUUCAAGGUCCACAAAUCUUGCAAAAAAGAAUAUAAGUUGAAAUGCCUUGAUUCAGAAUGUACGUGGUCAUUUCGUGCUACAAGAUAUGGAAAGACAGAUAUGUUCCAAGUUAGGAAGUUCAAUCAUGCCCACACAUGUUCCUUGGACAUUAUUCUUAGAGAUCACUGCCAAGCUUCAAGCAGUAUGGCUGGGAACAUUGUGAAGACCAAGUUCACAGAUCCAAAAACAAAUUAUAGACCUAAAGAUAUAGCUAAAGACAUGUUGGACAGAUAUGGAGUUUCCAUGAGUUACCAAAAAGCAUGGAAAUCUAAGGAAAAAGCAGUUAAUUUUGUACAUGGGUCAAGUCAAGAUUCCUACUUAGACAUUCCACGAUAUCUGCACGUUUUGAAGCACAAAAAUCCAGGUACUGUAAUAGAUUUGGAAAUUGAUAGUCUAAACAGAUUCAAAUAUCUUUUUAUGGCUAUGGGACAAUCAAUUCUAGGUUGGAAACAUUGCAUUCCAGUAAUUGUUGUUGAUAGAACAUUUCUAAAAGCUCCAUUUGGGGUUACACUUCUCAUAGCUUCAACACAAGAUGCAAAUAGACACAUCUUCCCAUUGACUUUUGCUAUAACAGAUUCUGAAAACAAUGAUUCGUGGGAGUGGUUCUUCAGAAAAAUAAAAGAAUGUUAUGGAGAAAGAGAAGAGUUGUGUAUAGUUUCAGAUGGACAUGAAAGCAUAGAGAAUGCUAUCAAAAAUGUCUAUCCAAAUGUAACUCAUGGAGUGUGCUCCCACUAUCUUUUAUGCAACAUAAAGACCAAGUUUAGAACAGAUGCAGAAGCAACCAACAUGGCAUUUCAUGCUGCUGCAAAAGCUUAUAACAUGGAAGAUUUUGAGAAAUACACGAAGGACUUGGAUAGUUUACAUGAAGGAAUUCGCCCUUUUUCUGGCCAAUGA
This is a messenger RNA of Humulus lupulus (European hop), 1374 nucleotides long. RefSeq lists its product as uncharacterized. Lineage: Eukaryota; Viridiplantae; Streptophyta; Magnoliopsida; Rosales; Cannabaceae. Bases 1 to 1374 code for a protein of 457 amino acids. The record is from RefSeq and is a predicted model, not a curated record. The transcript is spliced from 5 exons.